This is a messenger RNA of Cololabis saira (Pacific saury), 5830 nucleotides long. It is a transcript of the gene mcf2la, whose product is annotated as mcf.2 cell line derived transforming sequence-like a. Bases 209 to 3685 code for a protein of 1158 amino acids. Gene Ontology annotation, cellular component: cytoplasm; extrinsic component of membrane. The transcript has 32 exons. Gene Ontology annotation, biological process: intracellular signal transduction; positive regulation of Rho protein signal transduction. Lineage: Eukaryota; Metazoa; Chordata; Actinopteri; Beloniformes; Belonidae. The record is from RefSeq and is a predicted model, not a curated record. Gene Ontology annotation, molecular function: protein binding; guanyl-nucleotide exchange factor activity.
CGUGGGGUGUGCAGUGCUGUGCAGUGACAGCUCAGUAAGCAGCUGAAGACCUCGGCUGCAGCGAGAUGGACUGCCUGAACUUCCACCGGGAUGUUCUCUGACACAACGUGUGACUGAGUGUGUUUUUGGUGCGCGUGUGUGUGUGUGUGUGUGUGUGCGUGUGUGUGUGUGUUCAUGAAGAGAGGGGCAUACAUGCGGCGGCAAAACAAUGGCUCUGAACCGAGUGUCUCAACUCUGCCACGAUAUCACCAGGCUGUGGCUGCAGCUGAAGAUGAUAACAGAUGACCUCAUGCAGAAGGAGGACAGUCCUGUCUGUGCGGCUGAAAUUGGCUCCGAACUCCAGAAACAGUUUGCCAUCCUGCCAGGGGGCCGAGCGAGCAACGGCAGCCCCGUCGUCGUCUUCCCAGAGUACCCGGCAUUCAGCGAGCUGGAGGAAGAGGAACUCCAAAAUGUGCUGGGCUACCUCACAAGCCUCCCCAGUGCCGCAGCAUCGGGAGUGGGUUUCAUCCUGGUCAUCGACCGACGGCAGGACCGAUGGGCCGCUGUCAGAGCCACCCUGCAUCGCAUCGCAGGUUCAUUUCCAAGGAUCUUGGACUUGGUUCUGGUGUUGCGUCCCACUACUUUGUUCCAGCGGACUCUUUCAGACUUCCUGUUCAAGUUCAACAAGGAUGAGUUCAAAAUGAAGGUGGUGAUGCUGAGCUCAGUGACUGAGCUCCACGCGUAUAUCGACCCGGGACAGCUCACCACAGAUCUGGGAGGCACACAGGAAUACUGCCACGACAGCUGGAUCUCGCACCGCACCGCUAUCGAGGCCUUCGCCCUCAUGGUGAAGACCACGGCUCAGACCCUGCAAGCGUUUGGAACCGAGCUCGCGGAGACGGAGUUACCCAACGAUGCCGAGGCCACCACCACCCUGUUGCACACACACAGCCUGAAGAAGGAUACAAUGAAGGAGAACCUGCAGGUGGCGCUGUCUCAAGGAGGCCGUUUGUUGGAGUGUAUUAAUGAGCCUCUGCAGGCAGAUCCUGAGUACAACAUGACGCAUGAUGAGAUGGAGAACUUGGCUACCGUACAGAGGCUCCUGGGUCAGCUAGAUGAAACGCAGUCGGCCUUUGAGGAUUUCUGGGAGCGUCAUUGCACCAAGCUGGAGCAGUGUUUGCAGCUCCGCCACUUUGAAAAGCACUUCCGUGAAGUGCGUGCCCAGCUUGAUGUGACGUCCGAGCGGUUGUCGGGCUUCUCUGAAAUCAGCGUAAGCCCCACCCACGCCGAGCACGUCCUCCGAGAGCUCAGCAGCCACGAAGACAAGGCUUGUGAUGUGAUGGACGUGGCCCUGUCGCUGGCCAGUGAGGGCGACAGACUCAUAGAAAACUCCCACUACGCCGAGGACUCCAUCAGGCCCAAGUGCAGCGAGCUGAGAGGAGUGUGUGAUGAGAUCAGCUCCAUCCUGAGAAGCAAGAAGAGCCUCCUGCUCCGGGCCCUGGAGCUCCACCACGCUCUGGACAAGGCAACGCGGUGGUGUGAGGAUGGCAUCUUUCUGUUGGCUAGUCAGCCCGUGGACCGCUGUCAGUCUCAGGAUGGAGCUGAGGCUGCCCUGCAAGAGCUGGAGCGCUACCUGGACACAGCGGCGCUUCACACCCUCACGGACCGCGGCGCCAUCUGCUGCCAGUACGAGGCGGUGCUCAACUCCCAGAUCAGGGACCAGAUAGAGCGGGUUUUCCAGAAGCAGAACUCCGUGGAGGAGAUGUUUGAAAAGAGACGCGUCAGCCUGAAGAAACUCGCCGCCAAGCAGACGAGACCAGUGCAGCCGGUAGCCCCGAGACCCGAGAUCAAGUCUCCACUUUCCUCUCCCCAUGUAGAGAGGAAAGAGCGGAGAUACUCAGCAGACGGUGCCCUAUGCAGAAAGACGGAGCCUCCCAUGCACAACGGUACGACGAGGCAUGCGUCUCUGACGGAAGAAGAAGAAAACCUGGCAGUGCUCCGGCGUCAUGUGAUGAAUGAGCUGCUGGACACGGAGAGAGCGUAUGUGGAGGAGUUGCUGUGUGUCCUGGAGGGCUACGCGGCAGAGAUGGACAACCCUGCCAUGGCUCACCUCAUCCCCAGCACCCUGCAGAGCAAGAAGGACAUCCUGUUUGGAAACAUGCCAGAAAUCUACCAGUUUCAUAAGAGGAUGUUUCUGAAGGACCUGGAAGCGUACACCGACUGCCCAGAACUAGUGGGCCGCUGCUUUUUGGAACGGAUGAAGGACCUUCAGAUCUAUGAGGCGUACUGCCAGAAUAAACCUCGCUCCGAGAGCUUGUGGAGACAAUGCUCCGACUGUGCCUUCUUCCAGGAGUGCCAGAAGAAGCUGGAACAUAAACUCGGCUUGGACUCCUACCUCCUCAAACCUGUCCAGAGAAUCACCAAGUACCAGCUACUACUUAAAGAGAUGUUGAAGUACAGUAAAGGCUGCGACGGCUGUGGUGACCUGCAGGAAGCUCUCUCCUCCAUCCUGGGGAUCCUGAAGGCCGUUAAUGACUCCAUGCACCUCAUUGCCAUCACAGGAUACGAGGGUAACCUGUCAGAGCUGGGCCGUCUGCUCAUGCAAGGCUCCUUCAGCGUGUGGACGGAGCAUAAGAAAGGCCACGCCAAGGUGAAGGACCUGGCCAGGUUUAAGCCCAUGCAGCGGCACCUGUUCCUGCACCAGAAGGCCCUGCUCUUCUGCAAGAGGAGGGAGGAGAACGGGGAGGGCUACGAGAAAGCUCCCUCUUACAGCUUCAAACACUCCCUCAGUAUGAGUGCAGUGGGAAUUACCGAGAACGCUAAAGGAGACAACAAGAAAUUUGAGAUUUGGUGCAACUCCAGGGAAGAGGUUUUUAUAGUUCAGGCACCAACAGCGGAGAUUAAAACGGCGUGGGUGAACGAGAUCCGGAAAGUUCUGACUCAGCAGCUCAAGGCCUGCAGAGAUGCCAGGCAGCUAAAGAACUCAGACUCAGUCACCCCGAGUCCCACCAGCAACACCUCCAUCUCCCUCAGCCCUUUCCGCAGCAGUGGUCAGAAGAACCAGAAAAAACAAGAGGAGAAGAAGGCUGAGCCGAGCCCAGCCUCCGACACCAACUCAUGUUCGUCACCAAAACACAAAGAUGAGACUGUGACCAGCCCGACCACUGACAGGUCCUCAGUGGCUAAAAAGCGUUUUACUUUACAGGGCUUCAGCAAUCUCAAGAGUCCAAAAGCUAUGAGCCCCGAGCUCGGCUCCAAACGCCACUCGCUCAAGAGUGACCCCACACCGUUUGGGUUUAAAGGCUGGAACAAGGCAUCUCUAUCAGCGGACGCCUCGGAGGAGAACGAUGGGUACUCCAGCGGAGAGGACCCCAUGAACUCUGACACUGAGGAUGAAGUGAAGAAGCUGGCUCCGGGAAAGUACACCGUGGUAUCAGACUGCGACAAGGCGGGACCUCAGGAGCUGUCCGUCAAGAGUGGAGACAUGGUGCAGCUAAUCCGGGAAGGAGAAGACGGACAGUGGUUUGUGAAGAACCUUCGCUCCAGUAAAGAGGGCUGGGUGGCAGCAGCAAACCUCCUCAGCCUUAUCUCCGAGUCCAAGUCAUCGCAAUCACUCAGCAGCUCAGAUGGCAGCGUCUCUGGGAACCUCAGCACUUCUUCCAGCUGCAGCGAGACCUACACCAGCUUCUCGGACAUCAAACCCUGACCGGAGAUCCCUUAAUCCAAAACUGUCUCAAGGUGGAAUCACGAAAGCUAAACUUGACUUGCAGGAGGAAAGAAUCAGUGUUUUUUAUUUCUUUUCUUUUCUUAUGGACACAGACAACCACUUUGUAGAUUGAUGUAAAUCUACAAAUACUGGUAAACUUAACGUACUUUCAUGGCUCAAUCCAUCUGGGGUCAAUCAUUCCUAAAUAUGCACAUAAAAGCCACAUGAUCCAUCAUCUCCUAAAAAAGCUCCAAGAAGCUAAAUGUCUUUGAACUUAAUGUGCCGAAAACGUGUUCGGCGCUGUAUUGUGAUAAUGUAGCAUCAAAGUGGACACUUUGAGGAAUAUCUGCACUAAAUACAGCUGUUGUCAAGCGGGUCAGAAGCCCUUUCAAGUCGAGGACAUUGCAGCACGGUGAAAGAUUCUUGCACCGACACGACCAGACGGGUAUUUCACAAGAUGCGUCGGCUCCGGUGUCGGACAUUGAUCGUACACUGUGAAAAGUAGCAGGUGGCUGCAAUAAGAAAAAUGCUGUCGGGGUGUCUUGGAGCAAAGCUGAGCAGGUUCAGAGUUGUUGUAACGUUUGGUAUUUGGGACGCAGAUGGGGCUGAGUGGGAUUAGUCCCCCAGCGGUGACGCUUUAAUGCUGUAUUUCUCCAAUAUACAAAGUGGUGUCUUCCACUUCCCUUCCUAAACAAAAAGAGGCAGCUUUGACAUCUUUUUGAAUCUCUUAACCUUCUUUUCUUCACUUUUCAACGGCUUUAUAUUUAACUCUCAGGAAACCCAAGAAGUUGCACGACUGGGGAGGUGCGUCUGCAUUCCUGAACGUGUCGACUAAACACCUUUUGUGUGUCUGUUCUCAUUCUCACCGCUGCAGAACAGAUUCAGGAAAACUGUUAAACCCCCUUUGCAGAUCAUUUCACGAUGAAACGUUGAACCUUUUGUGUGAAGGUAACAGGAGCUCUUCUGGAUUGCGUGGCUGGUUGGGUCAAAACGGCGUCCCACAUUUCAGUGUUUUUCAGUGUUUGUUUGUGUGUCACCCUGCUCACCUAUAAUUGUGCUGCACAAAAGCGAGCUUUGUCCUCUCCCUCUGCUCCCAGCCCCAUUCAGGCAUGUGACAGCGGCCACUUUUCCACAGGCAGGGCCCAGACCUGCUCGACGCGUUCACACCUCCCACCUGACAACAAAAUGUCGCUGAUAACAAUCAAGUUUAAAGACAAAAAAACAAAAAAAAAUUGAAUAAAAUCUGACCGGGGUGGUGAGUGUCCAAAUUUAAGAAAUAACUCCGACAACCAGCUGUUCCUUAAACACACAAAGAGGAACCUGUGCUGUUCUGAACACUGAAUUACACCUUUUCCUAUUCCUUGUUUUCUAAGAGUAAACAUGCUUUUUAUAUCCCAUGGAUUUAUUUUUCCGACCAUAUCCACAGGGCGUGCUGUAAAACAAUCUCUUCCUUUUUGUUUAAACAGGAAAGUGCAGGGCACUGAUGCACCAACCUCUCACCUGUUUACCUACAGUAGGAUGGGCUGUAUCUGUCGGCCAGCUCAACAAAGCUGUGUCACUUUAUUGACUAGGAUUCUGACUUAAAUCAGUGUCGUCCCUGUGAAAGAAAAAGGAAGAAGCUAGUUUCCAGGCCUUUCUGUAAAUGUGACACCGUUUAUAGACGUGUCUGCUCUAUGUUGCACUGUUUUCCUCAAAAGCAUGUAUACUGUUAAAAAGGAUCAUGUGAGUCUCUUUGCCUCUUCAUCACCGUCUGUGGCAUGUUCUGGAUUUUUAAAACCUCCUCGACAAGAAAAAUAUUUUUUACAUGUCACUGUUGUAAUAUUGUGAGUAUAUUUUCUGCCCUCAUAAAAAAGCUGACACGGGCGAUAAACUUGUCAGUAUUCGAUCGUGGUCACACAGUAAAAAAAUCACUGAAUCAUUUGUACUUCUGAUUCGGACGCUGGAGAAAUGAAAGGGUUAUCUUUUAUUUCCUGUUUAUGCAGCACAUUGCAGCAACCACUGUCUUUAUUUUCAUAUUAUAUAUCUACUGAGUAUGGUGGUGAAAUGAAAAUGUAAUAGACAUAUCUGUAUAUUUGUAAAUAUGUAAUUCUGACUUGUAUGUAAAAUAAAAAAGCAGCUUUAAUAAAGUCUGAAAUUGUUUCCUCU